AUGGCUUUCUCUUCCGGCGACGCCUCUGCCAUGAUUGCCACUGCGCCGAGCGGGGCCUUUAACGAGGCCAACGCUGACCAGAUCCGCGAUUGGGUCGACUUCGUGCUGAAUGUCGAGCCCAACGCGGCGGAGAAACACGACUUGUUCUACUACGUGUCGGUGGCUCGCCUGUUGGCGGAAACGAUCGGCAGCACCUCGCUCUCGGAUUUCGAGGAUCCACACAUGCGCGAGAUGAUUAAGGCAGCGAUUGUUGUGAACGAUUUGCCGUACGCCGCAGAGCAGGAUCCAGCAUGGAAAGCCUGGAAGGUUUCGCCGGCGCAGGUCGUCUUCGCACUCAAGGUGCAGACCAAGUGCGCCCAAGCUGCACCACCCGCCCGCUCGGCUCCAGAAGCCGGCGCUGGGUCGAGCGACGUGGCAGGAAUGGCCGAAGCUGUGAAACAGCUUGCAGAACUACAGACCCAGGCGCUCCAGAAGGGCAAGCCGAAGGGACUCAGCUUCAAGCUUCAAGACAGGAUCGUUGAAGUGGGCUUGCAGAAUUUCGAUAAAGACACCCUCCCGUCCGAGGAAAUCUUGGCGAAGUUCGAGGCCGGAGCCAAGAUCGCCAACGACAAGGGCCGGGCUUGGAUCGGCUCUGCAGAAGGCGAAGAUCUCCGCGAUCAUCACCGCCCAGCAUGGAGUCGCACCCCUCUCGUCGACGCGGUCGUGGGCGACGGCUCCUACGAGGAUCGCGUGAGACAGAGUGCGGCCGCCAAGCGCGGAAGCGCUUGGAUCGAUAAGAUCGAUUACGUGAGCUUCGCGACCUUCAUGGGGCAUCUCCACGAGUGGGGUUUCAAGGUGAUCCUCACGAAGGCGUGCAGCAUGGCGGACUUUUUCUCCUACGUGCAUAUUAUGAUCCGCAUCGCUGAGGAGAACGGCGGGGUCAGGACGGCGUUUCAAUACGACGUCCUCCAGCGGAGGGCCAUGGCCAAAGCGCUGGAGAGGGACGAAACCGAUUUGGGCAGGUACCUUACAAGGAUCGAUGUUGAUCUCCUGCGCACGGCCAAAGACAAGGUGGAUAAGCGCUUCGCGGAGCUCGCUCGUGCAUCUGGCGCGCCCAAGGGUCAGUCCAAGGGCCAGCCCAAGGGCGCCUCCAAGAGCUACGGCGACGGGGGCAGUCAUGCCUCCAGCAGCGCAUCCUCUGGCGGCAAGGGCGGCAAGAGCGCCAAGGGCGACGACCGGCGCGUGCGUUCGCCGCCCGCGCGGCACAAGGGCAGCGCUGGUGGCGGCCAGCAGCAUCGGUCGCGCAGCCCGCGCGCUGGAUGGCAGCAGUCGGGCCAGUGGGACAAGCAGUCCUGGAGCAAGUGA
Messenger RNA from Prorocentrum cordatum, 1344 nucleotides. Lineage: Eukaryota; Dinophyceae; Prorocentrales; Prorocentraceae. The record is from the annotation of a GenBank genome assembly.